Chelmon rostratus (copperband butterflyfish) is the source of this 2248-nucleotide messenger RNA. RefSeq names its product sperm motility kinase 2A. The coding region runs from base 202 to 1602 and encodes 466 amino acids. The transcript has 5 exons. Gene Ontology annotation, molecular function: ATP binding; protein serine/threonine kinase activity. Lineage: Eukaryota; Metazoa; Chordata; Actinopteri; Chaetodontiformes; Chaetodontidae. Gene Ontology annotation, biological process: autophagy; protein autophosphorylation; autophagosome organization. The record is from RefSeq and is a predicted model, not a curated record. Gene Ontology annotation, cellular component: autophagosome; cytoplasm.
UUUAGUUGCAGUGUGCUUCUCAUUCCUGCCCCCCACUCAUCCUGCUGCAGCACUCAGGUGCGCCCUGCUUUGCUUGAGGCUACGAACCGGCUACGAGAAGGCGUGGAACAGGUAUAAAGCGAGAUAACUAUGUGAACUCGUGUUCAGACCUGACGCAGCUGCUCUCCCUCCACAGCGAAAAGCCGUCACAACGUGGCCCACAUGGCGUACUCCACCAGCACUCUCGCACAGGGCUGUUUUGGGAAGGUGUACAAGCAGAAGUACAAUGAUACCUGGGCUGCUGUAAAGAAGGUCCCCCACCAGCUCAUCAGCAGGAAGGAUCUGGAGAGAGAGUGUGAAGUGUACAACAAAGCUAAUCAUCCCAACAUAGUGAAGCUUCUGGGCAACAUAACCCUCAAAGACGGAAAAUGGAUCAUUCCUCUCGAGUUUAUCUUUGGAGAGGACUUAGAGACCACCAUCUUCAAAGCAUCAAAGUCCAAAAUACAGUUGACCCCGGCUAAUAAAGCCACGAUCAUCAUCGGCAUGUGUGAAGGGCUCCUUCACCUCCACUCCAAAGAUAUCGUCCAUCAAGACCUCAAGCCUGAAAACAUCAUGGUGGAGCACAACACAAACAGAGCAGUCAUCAUCGACCUGGGACUGGCCAAGUUCUUCCGACACGGUCUCAACUCUGCCAUCGACAUGGGGAACGAGGCCUACUCAGCUCCUGAGGUGCUGCAGAGGGGGAGCCAGCGGGACCAGCGCUCGGACGUGUGGGCCAUGGGUAAGAUCAUCGCUGAGCUCUGCGCCCGGAUUCGGCUGUACACGCCCAGCGUCUGUCCCGCCAAGAUCAGAGAGACCCUGAAGGAUCAGCCGUACUGCCACGCUGUGUGCAGGAUGGUGGAGACCAACCCUUCUCUGAGGGCCUCCAUAGCUGGGGUCAUGGGUGACAUACGAAGGGCCGGAGGUGCAGGCAUUGUCACCAAUGCACCCGUUCAAAGCGACCACCUUAAGCCACCUUCGACUCACAUUAAUGUCAGAAACAGAGAUCCAUCACCAAUGAACAGGGAUCCAUCGCCAAUGAACAGGGCUCCAUCCCCAUUUAACAGGCAUCCAUCACCAAUGAACAGGGAUCCAUCGCCAUUGAACAGGGCUCCAUCCCCGUUUAACAGGGAUCCAUCACCGCUGAACAGGGCCCCAUCCCCGUUUAACAGGGAUCCAUCGCCAAUGAACAGGUCUCCAUCCCCCUUCAACAGAGAUCCAUCACCUCUCAACAGGUCUCCAUCGCCGCUGAAAUGGGAGCGUUCGCCCAGACCGGACAUAAAGGCUUUGCAUCCUCAAGCCGCGCUGCACCUCUCUCCUUCCCCCCAGCGGACAGAGGACAAGAACAAAAACCAGGCUCUGGUCCCGAAAGGCGGAGCCGACCUCCAGCAAGACUUCAUGAAAAUGAGGUUGUACCAAGAGGCUGCCAAGGAUCUGCCCUGCAACCUGCCCACAACAGGGAGGGUGGUGGUGCGACGCUUUGAGGAGAAAAACGGAGAGGUUGAGACAUGGGAGCAGAAGGAGGUGGUGACUCGUGACGGGAAGAUAGUCAAGUUCGACGAUGUCAAGUUUAAUAGCAAGUAAGAAUAAGAGUUUAAGGAUUGAUCGCUUGGACGAUACCUCAUGUCGUCAAAAAGGGCCGCACGUGCUGGUUGAAUGGUUACUUCAGCGUGGCCUAACUUUCGGUAUCUUCUUAAGAGAGCAUUAAAAUACAUUUCCACUGAGUUGACGACGAAACUGAGGUUGCGCUACACGGAUAAAACUGACUUGUUAUGAACUUAGAAAUGCAGGCUGGCGGUUUGAAGCUGUAGGAAGAGGACGUCUUGAAAUAGACGUGGUCAUGCUGUAACAUGAUAUUCAGCCAUGUUAGGAAUUGAGCUUUGAAUGUUCUUGCCAAGAAAGACACAUAUCUGCAGGCACGAACAACUGUCUGUGAAUGUUUUUCAGCAUCUGAAUGUAUAAGACUGUGAACAUGACUCAUACAUUUUGGGUAUAUUUAUGUAUAUAAAUAAAUUUUGAAAUCUCUGUUGCAGUUCCAGAGGUAGAUUGUGUUUCUUUGAGAUACUUCAUGCUCGUAUUUACAACUUUUUUUUUCUUUAGAUGAGCUAGCAGCAUACAACAAAUAAACUAUAGUAGAAUACUGGUUUCACUGGUUUUCAGGCUGAUGACUGUAUUUAAAAAAAAACACUGGCUGAAUGAAAAAAUGUUACUAAAGGCCUCCUGGAAGAUC